Messenger RNA from Lodderomyces orthopsilosis Co 90-125, 1032 nucleotides. RefSeq names its product methylglyoxal reductase (NADPH-dependent). Gene Ontology annotation, molecular function: oxidoreductase activity, acting on the CH-OH group of donors, NAD or NADP as acceptor. Bases 1 to 1032 code for a protein of 343 amino acids. The transcript has a single exon. The record is from RefSeq and is a predicted model, not a curated record. NCBI's taxonomy places the organism in Eukaryota, Fungi, Ascomycota, Pichiomycetes, Serinales, Debaryomycetaceae.
AUGACUGCUAAAGUUAUUGUUUCCGGAGGAACAGGUUUCAUUGCUCAACAUAUCCUUGAACAACUAUUAAACCACAAUUACAAUAUUGUUACCACAGUUAGAUCACAGGCUAAAGGUGACCACUUGUUACAAUUGUUUAAUUCGCCAUCAACAUUAAGUUAUGAAAUUGUUGAAGAUGUUGGUAAACCAGGUGCAUUUGACCAAGUAUUACAAAAGAAUCAAGAUGCCACAGUUUUCUUACAUACUGCCUCUCCAUUCCAUUUUAAAGCUACCGAUAUAGCUAAAGAAUUACUUGAACCGGCAGUUGAAGGUACCAAGAAUGCAUUGAAGGCGAUUCAAAAAUAUGGAAAAAAUAUCAAAAAUGUAGUUAUUACUUCAUCUUUCGCUGCUGUUGGAACUGCCAGCAAGACUACUGAUCCAAAUUACACAUUCACUGAACAAGAUUGGAACGAAAUUAAAUGGGAUGAAGCGGUUCAAAAUGCGGUUAGUGGAUAUAGAGGAUCCAAAACAUUUGCUGAACGAGCAGCAUGGGAUUUUAUCAAAGAAAACGAUUCCCAAUUUAGUUUGACUACAGUGAAUCCCGGUUUUACAUUUGGUCCACAAUUAUUCACAUCCGAAGUUAAAGAUCAAUUGAAUACAUCAUCAGAAGUGAUUAACUCCAUUUUGAAAUUGAAACCAACAGAUUCAAUCCCUACCUUUAGAGGUACUUGGGUCGAUGUACGCGAUGUAGCAAAAGCUCAUGUUGUUGCAUUUGAGAAUCCAAAAGCCAAAAACGAGAGAUUGAUUUUAACUGCUGGUAGUUUUACUGAACAAUCAAUUGUUGAUUUGAUUAACGCUAAAUUCCCUGAUUUGAAUCUCCCAAAGGGUGAACCAGGCACCGAUGAACAAGUGAUUAAGGAGAAAUUGGCAACUGUUGACAAUUCAAAGACGAGACAGAUUUUAGGAUUUAAGUUUAUUGAUCUUGGUAAAUCGGUUAUUGAUUCCGUGCAACAAAUCUUGGAAGCCAAGAAAAGUAGAAGUGGUGCUUUGUAA